GGGAGGCAGAUCACAACUUCCCCUCUCUGAGGAUAUUUCUCUCCUGCAGGAGGGCACGAUGCUGAGAACCUGAUCUGCUGCGUUAGCGUUAGCGACAUGAAGACAGAAGAGGGACAGGAAGUGACAUUAUGUGGAUAUAAAAACACGCUGACCCUUUUUACCAUCUUUGGAGAAUGAGUGAAGCGUGAAAUGAAAAGCGUUCGACCCGGAUGAUAAGUCAUCAGGAGAGUGUGGUGUGUGUGUGUGUGUGUGGUGUGUGUGUGUGUGUGUGUGUGUGUGUGUGGUGUGUGUGUGUGUGUGUGUGUGUGUUUGUGUGUGUGUGUGUGUGUGUGUGUGUGUGUGUGUCCGUGAUGGGAUAAAUGGAUUUGCAAGAGAAGAGAGGAAGUCUCCGCGCGAUGUUUGGAAUAAAACUCACGACGGAGAAAUAUUUUUUGAUGUGAAUCCACUUUUUGUUUCCACUUUGACCGGUGUACGCUUGGUUUAUCUUCACAAACGCCUGCUGGGUUGGGUUUUGUUCGCCUGGACCUCCCUGACGCUCUGUUUCCUGGUGGUUUACCCUCCAGAUGGAUGCAUGUGCGAUCGCCUCAUUCAACAUUAACCGGGUUUCACCAAACAACGAGCACGCCGGCGUGUUUGUGCCCGAAGCCUGACUGCAGAUCAGCUCUCCGUCUGAGUUUAAACAUUUACAGCGACGUGUGAAGACACUGGAACUCCAGAGCUGCGGACUGUUUACUGAUUCAUGGUUAGGCGAUUCAUAUCAGGAAUGUUAGUCCAAACCCAAAGGUAUUCACUUUAAUAUGACAGAGAGGCUGCACACAGACUCAGUGCAUGAAACUACUUCAUCGAUUCAUUCACUAGGAGGAGAUUAUUUGUUUCAAUUGCUCAGAGUUUUGUUUGUUUGAUACGUCAGAGUGGAUCGCAGCAGAAUCAGAACAUCUCUAUACAUCCCACAGAGGGGACGUUUACACUGUAACAGCAGCAGUAAAGAGUAGCACAACAUAAUUAAGAAAACAUGCAUAAAGUAUUACGAUACGAUAAUACUUUAUUGGUCAGAUGAAGUCUGACAUUUGCUUGCAUCCCAGCAGCUCCAUGUGUAACAUCAACACAUGAGAAACAAACAACAAACAUUGACCAUAACCAAGAGGAAACCUGAAGAGCCUUCAGCGUGCAUUUGAUCUGGAUUCAGCUCUGUAUUUACUGAGAGGACUGACUGGAGCACAAAGGAGUGUUUUCAGUCUGACUUUAUUGAAUCGCGGGACCCUGUAUCCCCCAUUAGAUGGUAUUCAAGAUAAAAAUAGAUAUUAGGAGGUGAAGCGACUCUCUGAAGACAGAGAUAUAUAUCCCAGAGUAAUCGCUGGCAUCAUGCAGGGCGUGGAGGCAUCAUGGUGGUCCGUGGUCCUGUUGUUAGUGAGUCUCAAAGCCUCCCCCUGCCUCCCUCAGGACUCUCUCCCAGAAUGCAUCUGUGCCUCGGACAUCCUGAGCUGCACCGACGCCAAUUUGACCGGACCCCCCUCAGAAAUGCCCGUUUCCACCGUGACUCUUGACCUCAGCCACAACCGUCUCCAACAACUAGAAGGCGGCGGAUUUGAAGAACUCUACCGACUGGAAACAUUACGAUUAUCUCACAACCAGGUGAGCGCCGUACAUCCGGGGGCGUUCAGAAACACCUCUCGACUGCGACAUCUUGACCUGUCGUCCAAUCAGCUGCGAACUUUGGAGCAUCACUUCUUCCUGGAUGUGCCGAUGCUAGAAGAGUUGUUGCUGUUCGACAACCGCAUCGUCCGGGUGGAAAGCCGAGCGUUUGCGGGACUCAGCGGAUUGAAGAAGGUUUACCUCAGCCACAACCUACUCACUGACUUUCCGUUUUUCUCGCUGCACAGCCAGCCUCACCUGUCCACGUUCGAUUUGUCCUCUAAUCGUCUGAACAGAUUGCCCCUUCAGGACAUCUCCAACCUGCCGAUGAUUCUACAGAGAAACCUCUACCUGCACAACAACUCUCUGGUGUGCGAAUGCGCCAUGUUCAGCUUGUUUCGGGUGUGGGAACAACAAGGAUUCCCCUCGAUGACGGAUUUCAGGAAGGAUCACGUCUGCCUGGUGUUCGCAAUCCCAAGAGGCACCGUUCGCUUCUUCCAACACGACCGAUACUUCGAGAAGUGUGACAUGACUUCGAUCCAGCAGGAGGGCAACGUCUCUGUGAAAACGGGGGGUCGUUUGUUGCUUCACUGCGUCACCUCGCUCGCCCGUCGCCAACUCACCUUCCACUGGGUUUCUCCGCGGCAGGAAUACGUGGCGCCGCCCGGGAACAACGGAACCAUGAGGAUGUUUCCUAACGGCAGCUUGGAGAUCUUGAAGGCCAAAUCCAAUGACUCUGGGAUCUACUGGUGUUUGUCUCUUGAU
Molecule: messenger RNA, 2397 nt
Organism: Gymnodraco acuticeps
Lineage: Eukaryota; Metazoa; Chordata; Actinopteri; Perciformes; Bathydraconidae
Product: amphoterin-induced protein 3-like
Biological process (GO): brain development
Molecular function (GO): protein binding
Source: RefSeq, a predicted model, not a curated record